Botrytis fragariae is the source of this 2859-nucleotide messenger RNA. Its product is annotated as putative inner membrane magnesium transporter mrs2 protein. The transcript is spliced from 7 exons. The record is from RefSeq and is a predicted model, not a curated record. Gene Ontology annotation, biological process: mitochondrial magnesium ion transmembrane transport. NCBI's taxonomy places the organism in Eukaryota, Fungi, Ascomycota, Leotiomycetes, Helotiales, Sclerotiniaceae. Gene Ontology annotation, cellular component: mitochondrial inner membrane. Gene Ontology annotation, molecular function: magnesium ion transmembrane transporter activity. The coding region runs from base 1 to 2859 and encodes 952 amino acids.
AUGGCUGGAACACCGAUCAAGGUUCCGGGAAAGAACACUCGUGACUCCAGCAAAUCUGCUGUUCUGGCCAGAAAGAUCAUGAAACGACCACCUGGGAGGCCUCUCAAGAAAAGAUCCCCAAAGGUCGCAUCACAAAUGCCACAGUCUUUCAAUUCUAUUCUUCGGGAAUCAAAAGUCCGCACUUUGAAGAACAUCAAAUCGAGACGUAAGAUGUCGGAACUUGAAAGAUUGCCAACAGAGAUUCUCGAGCAGAUUUUCUUCGGCUGUUGGAACUUGAGUUUGCCAGCAUGUAGUCCAGUCAUAGGAGGAAAACUAAGUAGUGUUGCUGUCUAUAACAAGAUCAUUAUUGCUGCUUUUGGUCCAGUUUGGGAUAAAUGGUAUGGGCAACUGUUGGAUCCAAGGUUGGACUUGGACUAUAGUGGCAAUAGCAGUCUACAGUCUACUAUUCUAAAAUUUCGCUGGGCAAAAUUGCCGAUGCUUCUCCAAGGUCAAGACUUAUGGGUUCAAAAAUAUGCACUAGAACGUCCAUUUCCACUUGCUCUUGGGAUGGUUGCCUUUCACCAUGGGGAUGAUAUAGAAGGUAUUGACCCUAAGGAUACCUCAGCAGCUGAAUUACUUGACAAUGAUUUUGCCAAAUAUUGUAAUGCAUUUCAAAGAAUGGAUGUCUCUCAUACAACGGAUGCCUCCGAAACAAUUGAUUUCAUGUCGAGUUUGGUCGAGAAAAGAGAGCAAAUCUUUGACCUGGGUAUUCGCAAUUAUGCGAAUGUUGCUAGAGGUACCGAGAUACCUCACACACUGUUAAUGGGCCCAUGGGACGAGAAAGCUGUCAAAUUCUUAUUUUGGUUAGUUAUGGGAGGAGCACGUAUUGACUGGCUCGCGUCAACGAGCGGAGAGGCAGCUAUUAUCGGUUAUAAAAAUGCUGUUCGAGAGUGUAGAAUCGAGGUAAUACACCUCUUAUUGUAUGCUGGUGUCAAUCAGAAGCUUGAUGAAGACAUUUUUCAAUAUACUCUCGAGAAUGCAGAUCCAAACAGGCAUUUUAUGACCAUACUUCUGAUGGUCUACCCUCCUUAUCAAGAUCCUUACCCUUGGAUCAUUGAAGAGAUUUUCCGCUUCAGAAGUGGUCAUGAGCAUGAGAAUGAUAACAAGAAGGUUAGUUCCAACCCAAGACAAGGUCAUUCUUUGGACCAUGCCCCUCAUGUUCCAGCUUCUAGCCUAGGAUACAAUUAUCCUUCGAGGUCAUGUCGGAGACCACUUUCCACUUCACUACAGCGUAGAGCGACCGUUGAAGCUGGGUUCCAAAAUCCGAAGUUUUUAGGAUCGCGAUUGGCCACCUCCAAUUCUUCUUCAAACGCUACUCAACCCAAACGGGCAACUCUAUCGAGCAAGCAAUCUGCGACUCAAAAUCGCUCACAGUCAAGUCGCGGAAUAUUCACGGGCGCAAGAAAAUGGCCAUUCAAGCUUUGGUCUUCGAAAAGGGACGGGAAACCAUUACAACCGGACGAUUUACCACACCUCAGUGAGGAUGGCAGAGAAAUAGAUGUUUUCAGCCUGGGACGAUCUGUAUCUGUGAAGGCAGCCAGUGAGCCUCGGCUACGAUGUACAGAGUUAGAUGAGAAUGGGAAUGUGGUUCUUGUGAAUGGGGAGUUCAAGAAGAGCGAGCUUAUUGCUAAGUAUGGUCUGCUUCCUCGAGAUCUUCGAAAAAUCGACUCGAGUACGCUUCCGCAUAUCCUCGUUCGUCCUUCAGCUAUUCUCAUAAAUCUCCUACAUCUUCGAGUCCUCAUAAAGUCUAAUAGGGUCUUGAUUUUCGACGCUUAUGGCUCUACUGAUACCUAUACACAAUCGCUUUUCAUGUAUGAUUUAGAAGGAAAGCUUAGCCAAAAGCAAACUUCUGCAUCUGCUGGUGCUCUUCCAUAUGAAUUUCGUGCUCUCGAAGCUGUCCUCAUAUCGGUUACAUCUGGCUUGGAAAAGGAAUUUGAAACGGUUCGAGAACCGGUUGUCAGGGUUCUGAAGGAGUUAGAAGAGGAUAUCGAUCGAGACAAGCUCCGCUACCUCCUUAUUUAUUCCAAGAAACUCGGCACAUUCGAACAGAAGGCGAAAUUGGUCAGGGACUCGAUUGAUGAGUUGUUGGAGGCAGAUGACGAUCUAGCUGCUAUGUAUCUGACUGAGAAAGAUCAUGAUUUAAAGAGAGGGGAGGAUGAUCAUACAGAAGUCGAAAUGCUGUUAGAGUCUUACCACAAGCUUUGCGACGAAAUUGUUCAAGAGUCUGGAAAUUUAGUUUCCAACAUUAGGAACACCGAAGAAAUUGUUAAAGCCAUCCUUGAUGCCAAUCGCAAUUCUCUCAUGCUUCUCGAGCUCAAAAUAUCCAUCGGAACGCUCGGUAUGGGUUCCGGCGCAUUCAUCGCCGCUCUGUACGGCAUGAAUUUAAAGAACCAUAUCGAAGAAUCCGACCUUGGUUUCUUAGGCGUAUCAGGCUGGUGUGGAAUAUUUGCCGCCAUCGUAUGGUUCUACGGAAUCUCCAAACUCAAGAAAGUUCAACGCGUCAGUAUGUGGGGGGAAAGUGGAAUGCGCGGUCGCAAUUGGAGAGUUGCGGAAGAUGAGACGAAGGCUUUGGAAAUGGACAAGGGAAGGAGGGAUAGGGGAAGAAGAUUGAAAGAGGAGAGGGGAAGUGCUAUGGAAGAGGUUAGGGCGAAGGUGAUGGAACAGAGGAAAUCUAUUCAUGAGAGUGCACAGGCUGCUGGGAAUGCGGAAAAGAGGGCAAGGGAGAUGGCAGCUAGGAGUGCAGGACACGGGCAUGGGCACGGUCACGGACAUGUCCAUGGUCAUGCGAGAAAGGGCUUAGACACCGCUACUGAUACUUAG